Molecule: messenger RNA, 2751 nt
Organism: Myzus persicae (green peach aphid)
Lineage: Eukaryota; Metazoa; Arthropoda; Insecta; Hemiptera; Aphididae
Gene: AIF
Product: apoptosis-inducing factor 1, mitochondrial
Exons: 11
Coding region: 484-2475 (663 amino acids)
Biological process (GO): apoptotic process; mitochondrial respiratory chain complex assembly
Cellular component (GO): mitochondrion; cytoplasm
Molecular function (GO): protein dimerization activity; NAD(P)H oxidase H2O2-forming activity; FAD binding
Source: RefSeq, a predicted model, not a curated record
GUUCAUAUAUUAUUGUUCGUACACAUCAGUAUCCAUUAUUGGCGCGAUACGUAAGAAUUAGCCGAAAACAACUUUGAUUUUUUCUUCGUCCAAUAAAUCAAAAACCAAUAUAAUAUGUUAAUUUUGGCUGUUUCCCGUGUUCCAAACGAAUCCGUAAAGACUCGGAACGCCUAAACCGUGUGUAUACGCAUGUCCGCCCGGUCCACGUCGAAUAUGCCGCCACCGUCCGCGCCACCAACGGCAUUCGGUGGGACUCACCAACAAUUUUCAACGUUCCAUGAAAAAUGCCAUUUGGAUCAGAUGUAGGUGCCCAAGUUUUCCCGUCGAACACAUUUUAUUUCAAUGUAGAAUGAAGCCGAACCGUGUAUGAACUCUGAAGCCGUCAGUCCGUGUUAUUAUUAUUAGACCGAUUCGAACAUUUUUAAAACGUCCGGCUCGUCGAGGACGAAUAAUUGUUUUUAUCAGCUCAAGUAUUGAAUAGCUAUGCUGUCCAAGCUCAGACUACUCAGACCGCCGGUUUCCCCGGGAGCCAGAAUAUUAAAUUCUUGGGAAAAUAAAAAUUAUAGUGAUAAAAAGAAUGGCGGUGGAAAAAACAAUAGAGGAAAGACUCCUCCAUUGAUACAGGUCAUUAAACCUGUUAAAAACAAUUUUUCAAAAAAAACCAAAAAAAUAUAUGAACCAGUCAAUAUACCUAAAAAAGAAACUAUAAUAUCAGAAUAUAAUGAAUAUCCUCUAAAAACGUGCCCUUUAGUGGCUAAGGAUGAAUUCUGUACCACUCCAAAUUCACCCACAUCAGCUCAUUCUUCAGAAUCUGAAAAAAAUGAUGGUUGGCAGAACGAUUCUAAAAAUAAACAGUCUUUUCGUAAUUGGAGUCUUUUUGGAGGAGCUAUUAUUCUAUCAGGAACAAUAUACGGUAUCUAUCAUUUUGACAUAAUGAAACAAAAACAAGAUGAUAACAAUACUACAAAAGAGACUACAAACGCAAAAAAAAUACGCAAACUGGUUCAAAUUCCUUCAUUAUCUGAGUCAAUACCUGACAGUAUACAGUAUUUGUUGAUUGGUGGAGGUACAGCUUCCUUUUCAGCAUUCCGAGCAAUCAAGUCGGCAGAUCCUACUGCCAGGGUUUUAGUAAUAUCAGCUGAAGGUUAUCUUCCUCAUAUGCGACCCCCAUUAUCUAAAGAAUUAUGGUAUGGUGAUGAUACUGAAAUGGCAAAGUCGUUAAACUUUCAUCAAUGGAAUGGUACAUCUAGAAGUCUAUUUUAUGAACCUGAACCAUUUUAUACACCUGUUGAAGAAUUAACCACUGCCAAAAAUGGUGGCAUAUCAUUAGCGCGAGGAUGGAAAGUUGAAUCAAUAAAUGUAUCAAAAAAAAAAGUGAAACUUAAUGAUGGCAAAGAAAUUAGUUAUGAUAAGUGCUUAAUAGCAACUGGUUCAGUUCCAAAAACAUUAAAAUUGUAUGAUGAUGCAAGUGAAGAACUAAAAAAUAAAUUCUCAGUAUUUCGGUCCAUCAGUGACUUUGAAGAUUUAUGGGAACAACUGGGUCAUAUAAAAUCUAUUGCCAUUAUUGGUGGUGGAUUUUUGGGAAGUGAACUUGCUGCUUCAUUGGCCAACAAAGGAAAAAAAAAUGGGGUUAAAAUUUAUCAAAUAUUUAAAGAACAGGGUAAUAUGGGAAAAGUUUUACCUAAAUAUCUUAGCCAUUGGACCACUGAAAAAGUUAGGAAUGAAGGAGUUGAAGUAGUGACGGAAACAGAGGUAGAAAACUGCAGUUUAGAAAAUAAUAAACAACAAGUCAACUUGAUAUUAAGUAAUGGGAAAAACAUAUCUGUUGAUCAUGUGAUAAUGGCAGUUGGUGCUAAACCUAACACUGAAUUAGCUACUGAUGCUGGAUUAGAAAUUGAUUCAAAACUUGAUGGUUAUUUAGUCAAUUCUGAAUUACAAGCAAGAACAGAUUUGUAUAUUGCUGGUGAUUGUGCUUGUUUUUAUGACAAACAGCUUGGAAGGAGGCGUGUUGAACAUCAUGAUCACGCUGUAAUCUCGGGCAGAUUAGCUGGUGAAAAUAUGGCUGGUGCUGCUAAACCAUAUCAACAUCAACCUAUGUUUUGGUCAGACAUUGGGCCUUCUGUGGGUUAUGAAGCAAUUGGAAUUGUCGAUUCGUCUCUAACAACAAUGGGUGUGUUUGCCAAAGGAAACCAUAAAGAUCCAUCACUUUUGGCUAAUGAAACUGACCAAAAUACCUCAACCAAUAAAAAAGAAAUAAAUGAAGAAUCAUUAUCCAAAAAUAAUGAAUCUAUUUCUGAAAAUGAUUACAACAAAGGUGUUGUUUUCUACUUGAAAAAUGAUGUGAUUGUUGGAAUUGUGUUAUGGAAUUUGUUUAAUAGAAUGUCUAUAGCACGCCAAGUGCUUAAAUCCGACAGAUGUUACAAAGAUCUCAAUGAAGUUGCUAAACUCUUCAAUAUUCAUGGUGAUUCUUCAUGAUGCCCAUACUAAAUUUAAAUGUUAUUUUAACAUUGUUUAACUGUUAUACUAGUAUUUUUAAUACUAGAUAGUAUGAUAAAAUAUGAAAUCUUUUCGUAUAUGUAAAAAUUAAUAUAUUUUUGUAUAGACUGAUUCUAUUCUAGAAUUUUUUAUUUCAUAUUUUAUUGACAUUCCUUCUGCAUAGAGUUGUUAUUUCACUAGUUAGUAAAAUGUUAUCACUGAUGCAAUGUUAUUAAUAAUCGUAUGAUACUUAAACAAUACAAUAUAGUGUCUUUA